AUGUCGCGGUCGCUGGUGGGGCAAGUAAGGGAGGCGAAACACGAGUUGGUCCCGGUUGGUAUCACGGACCACUGGUUUGCGGUUCACACCACGGUGCAGGCGGCGGUUCCUGGAGGGGGGGGACCGGGGCUCUGGAGACUGGAGGCUACGCAAACGAGAGGAGCUGGGACGGAAAGGAUCAUAGCGGCGGUUGUGGAGGACUACCAGAAACAACAGGACCAGCCUUUCGACGCUUUGCUGACAAAUCUGAGAGCAGGCCUGAGAACACACACGACGGAAGAAAGGAAGAGGGUAAAGGCUACGAUGUUGCAUCUGGAGAACAAGGUGGCACGGCUGAGGGGCCUAUUGAUGGCAAAUCCGACUGCACCAAAGUUAUAUGAGGAGCUGGUGAAGGCGGAGGCGGCACUGAAGGAAUAUCAGGAGAAAGCCAAAGUCAGGCUGCAAGUGAUGACGUGGUUGACGGUGGAGCUGGCGAGCGAGGCGCCGACUGCCUACCUGUCCGGGCUGAUCAAGUCGAAAAAGGAAAAGACGGAGAUCCAAGAGGUGCUAAGGAAUGGCCAAACCAUCUCGGGAGCAAGGGAGGUACUUGAGGCAGCGACGACCUUCUUCCGCGACACUUACUCAGGCUCGAGUCACGCAGCGUCAGAUGAGAGCUGGGUGGUGGCAGAGGAUAAGCGUCUGCUUGACAGUGACAAGGUAGCGCUCACCAGGCCAUGGACGGAGGAGGAAGUCAAGGUAGCUCUCAAAGAGCUGCCGUCAGGAAGAGCACCGGGCCAAGAUGGUUUACCAAAAGAGCUCUUUGAGCUGAAUUGGGAUCUGCUGGGGAAGGAAGUGAUGAAGCUGAUGGACGAUUUCGAAGCGAGUGCGAAGUUACCGGAAUCCUUCUUGACGGCAGUGACCAUCCUCCUGCACAAAAAGGGAGCGAGGGAGCAGUUAGAGAAUUACCGGCCGAUAACUCUUCUCAGUGUGGUGUACAAAUUGGUGGCGAAGGUGCUGGCGAACAUAAUAAAGAAAGUGCUGCCGCGGGUAAUAUCGGAACGGCAGUACGGUUUCUUACCAGGGAGACGUCUGGCGGAUGCGGUUUCAACAGUAGCGGAUGUGAUUGAUGCAGCGGCGGAAGGGGAUGAGGACUGGUUGCUGCUCCUCGUGGAUUUCCAAAAGGCCUAUGACUCGGUAUCGAGGGACUUCCUCUUUGGCACGAUGAGGAAGAUGGGGUUCCCGGAGAAGUUCCUGGCUUGGACAAAGGGACUACACGAGGGGGCAGGAACGAAGCUACUGAUAAAUGGUUGGCUUGGCGACAGAAUCGAAAUGGAGAAAGGAGUAAGGCAAGGCUGUCCACUCGCUCCCUACCUCUUCCUCUGCGCGACGGAGCCAUUCUGUCAAGAAGCAGAGAGGAGGGGAUUGGGGAUCCGGAAAAGGGGAGUUGGCGGCUUGACUUACGUCGGUUACGCGGAUGAUACUACUCUGGCCCUUCAUGGUCAGGAGCAAGUGGUAGCGGCCAAGCUGUUGCUGGACGACUUUGGAAAGUGUUCAGGGCUGCACAUAAAUCAGGGGAAAACAAAGCUGAUGCCGUUGGGGAAGAACAAGAGGCGACAGCAGCCCACGGACUCACCGUUCCAAUGGGGAGCGCGGAACGAGCCGGAACGGUUGCUCGGCAUCUGGGUCACGCCAGGAGGGUCGCCGGAGCCAUCUUGGUACCAGGCUUACGAGCGGAUGUGCGGGGAGCUGGUUAAAUGGGACGCGAAGCACCUGUCGACCUCAGCCAGGGUGACGAUUGUAAACAGCUACGCGAUGCCGAUACUGCUGUUCCAAGCGCUGGUGUAUGCGCCGCCGCAUGAACUGUGGUUAAAGGUGAAGAGGAUAUGUCACAACUUCAUCUCAAAGGGGAGAGCCUCUCUCGACAGGUUCUUCAUACUGUGGAGUUACGAAUUAUUCUGCAGGGAUCGGAAGGAGGGGGGCCUGGGAGUAAUCAGCCCGAAGGAGAGAUUGGCAAGCAUUGCAAUCCACAACAUAGCGAGAAGUGCAGUGUCAAGAGACCCGUUCAGAAACUGGCUCUGGGAGAAGGCGGCGGGCUUCCCACAAGGUCUUGCGACGGUGUAUGCGCACCCGGCAAUCCUGAAAUACUGGUUGAAAGGCGGGGCGAGAUGGAAAGCGACGAUCGAGUCCCUCUGGGAAACAAAAACGGUGGUGAUUCAGGAAACAUCGAAUCGGUGGGAGGCAGAAGGAGAGCAUCUGCUUUUCAACCGCGCGAUCUUCUUCAGAGGAACAUCACCUUUCGGGAGGCAGAAAGGUUCGGGCUGCCUGCAGGGAAUCACACUAGGGGAUUUAAUCGUAAAAGGAGCAGUCAUCCUAUUGUUCCUGAACUUUCACAUCUCGACUAUGGCGACGCCAAAUCCAAAAACAACGUUGUAUGUUGGAGGGUUGGAGGAGAAUGUAACCGAGUCAAUUCUCCACGCGGCUUUCAUCCCGUUCGGCGACAUCAAAGACAUCAACAUCCCCAUUGAUCAGACGACGCAGAAGCACCGCGGGUUUGGCUUCCUGACGUACAUGGAGAAGGAGGACGCGGCGGCCGCCAUGGACAACAUGCACAACGGCGAGCUGUACGGCCGCGUGCUCGCCGUCAACAUCGCGCAGCCGCAGAAGAUCAAAGGCGGCGAGCAGGGCUGGGCCUCGCAACCAGUGUGGGCGGACGCAGACACGUGGUUUGAGCGCCAGCAGCAGGAGGAGGAGAUUCAGCGGCUAAGCAAGGAGCAAAAAGCCGCUGCUGCAGCUGCUGCGAAUGCUCCUAAGGGUGGCGCUGCUGCUGAUAGAAGCAUGGAGGAGGAAGAGGAGGGGGAUGCUGGGGCUGGUGCAGCUGAUCCCAUGGCUGCUGCUGAAGCUGAGGCUAUGAACAAGACAUGA
Closterium sp. Yama58-4 is the source of this 2901-nucleotide messenger RNA. Lineage: Eukaryota; Viridiplantae; Streptophyta; Zygnematophyceae; Desmidiales; Closteriaceae. The record is from the annotation of a GenBank genome assembly.